AUUUUACUAUCAUGAUAUUCUGGUAAUAUUGCCAGUGAGAGGUCCUAGAUAUGCUGUUGGCUUAGUAUCUAGAUAUUAAAUCUGAAUUCUUUUUGCAUGUAGUGCAACAAGCUGCAAACACAACACUUACUUCAUUUUAUCACUUCAUAAAGUUAGAAUGGUUAAUGUGUUAGCUAUCAGUUGCAAGCAGACAUCAAGCUAUCUUAACUUUCAUUUAAAGUCCAGUAUUUACUCUUUUUAGCCAUUUUAUCACCCACUAGCACCCCUGAGAGAAAUAUCUGGCUCUUAAGCUGGUAAAUGUUCCAUUUUCUUCACCAGCUAGACGCCAACGUUGUCUGUAUGCUGCUCGUGCUGGGUCGGUAACGUAACUUCCCAUCACAGCUGCCUGCUAUGACGUGAAAAAAACACUGUGAAGAGAUACGAAACUGAAUCAAGACUUGAGGCAGGGGGAAACUUUUUCUGUCAUGUUCCCCCUCCAGAAGCCUAAAAAAGUUCCAAGUGCCCAUCACACACAAACAGAUUGAGUCAUCAACAAUAUUGGGGCAGCAACAAAUAAACAAGGAACCAAGUUGAAUUCGAUCGAAAUAAAAUAGCUGAACUGAUUUCUCUUACGGCCCUUUACCUCUAGCUGCUCAGUGAACUCAUAAUGGGGUCAAUCCUUCUGGAUCACUUUCACCAACUGUGUCUACUUUGGUUUUUGUGGAAUAUAAGGAUGUGUAUAGUGCGGAAGACAGUAAUUUGAAGGAAAUUGUUAUAUGAUGGUUUAUUGCAGUUGUAUACUGGGAGAAUGUAAAGUCCAGGUGUUAUCUCUCAUGAACAGAGAGGAGGUCAGAGUCAACUAGCAAAGACUCUCCAGGUUGUGUUCAGACCUUCAGACGGAUCCGUUGGAAGAGGGGGAAAAGAAGAUGCUUCAAUUGAGGAGCUCAGCCCUCAUUCUGCUGUUGACUCUGCAGUUUGCGGCUGGUUCUUGGGCUCAAAUAUGUGAAGCUCCUGGGAAGAAAUGUGACUUUGUGUGUGACUGUCCUAGCUGCAGCGAUGAGCAAGACUGUGGCUACAGAGGAAAAGGGUUUGAGUGUGACUUUGAGGAUGCAGGAAUGUGUGGAUGGACGGACCAGUCCAUAAAUACAGCAUUGUACAGCUGGGAGAAACGUCAGAGAGGAGACACGCUGCCCGACAGCGGGCCAUCUUCUGACUACACCACCGGGACAGCUACAGGUUCGUUUAUGGGAGUGAGUGCAGUGAGGACAAAGGGUCUCAGUAUUGCAGUUUUAAUCUCUCCUGAGAUGAAACAGUCUUCACCAACUUGUCGCCUUCGCCUCAGAUAUUUCCUGUGGGACUCAGGUCACACAGGGCUGGGCUCCACACCCUUGUGGGCGUCCAUCCUCCACCAGGACUCUCAAGAGGCCAUUGUGUGGCGUCCUGAGGCCACCAGUGUCCGUGGUUGGAGAGAGGCUACCAUCUUUCUGGGCCGUAUUCCCACAACCUUCCGAAUCCGUCUUCACUCGCAGCGCUCUGAAGGGCGAAGGGGCGAUGUGGCGGUGGACCAGCUGGAGUUUCUGGACUGCGCUCUGCCCUUACCACUCCCUGGGAAAGAGUGUCCAGCAGGGAUGAAGGAGUGUAGGCGUGGGGGCUGUGUGGAGCGCCGGCAGGUCUGCGAUGGCAGCGACGACUGCGGUGACGGGACUGAUGAGGAGGACUGUGCAGGGUACCGGCGCUGUGACUUUGAGGAGGGUCUGUGUGAUUGGGACCUGACGUCACUUUCCAAACUGAAAUGGGUAAGGACGAAUCAGAAGAACAUCUCCAUCACAGAUCCUCUGAAAGGACCAGGCAGGGAUCAUUCUAACAACCGUGCGACAGGUUACUUCCUUUAUGUCACUGUCCCUGAUGGUGGUCUCACAAUGGACUGGGCCGCUUUCCAGAGUCCCCUCCUUGAACCCACCAAUAGUUCGCAUCCUUGCAAGAUGGUGAUGUACACUCACCAGUAUGGGCCGAGGUCCGGCGGUCUGACGGUGCUGGUGGCAGAUCGUAACAUCUACCCGGUGUGGAAAAGGGGAGGAGCCCUGGGCGAUGUUUGGGUGAAGGCAGAGGUGGAGAUUGUCACCAACUCCACUUUCCAAAUUUUAUUGAUGGCAGCAAUCAGGGACUUUACAUAUGGAGGUAUCGCUGUCGACAGCAUUGUUUUGUCUCCUGAAUGCCGCUUAUCAUCUGAAAAUAAUACAUGGGCAAAAUUCCCUGAAUCUCCUAAACACCCGUGUACUGAACCGGACAAGAUGUGUGACUUUCAUCCUGACUGUGCAGGAGCAGAGGAUGAGGCCAAAUGUGGGGAUUUCUCUUACACCAACGGCAGCUCAGGCUGGACUGACACCAGCAUUGGGAGUCAAGGUUGGGUGCUGUAUGAAAAUUCUACAUCCAAAGAGGACUACCUAUAUGUAGCUGAGGCCCCAGGUCAGCAGUUGACUGAGGCCCAGACACGGACCCCCCUCUUGGGCCCCUCUGGCCCAGCCUGCACCCUCAGCUUUGAAUUCGCACUAACUGGGAAUCCAGAUCACAUCGGUGAGCUGUCUGUCAGGGUGAUUGACAGCUUGCUGGGCACGCAACCUAAACUGUGGGAGUUCAGUGAGAAGACAGGAACAGAGGAGGGGGCGUGGCAGCACGUUGACCUGCCUAUCGGAGUCAGAAAACAUCGCUUCCAGCUGGCGUUUGAAGCUCGUGCUGUGAAACUUUGUCCAUGUUCCAAGAUUAAAGUGAAAAACGUUCGCUUUGUCAGCUGUCAUGCUGGCUAUUUUCCAUCUUCUCCAACAGGACUGUCAUGUAACUUUGAAACUGGACUGUGUGGAUGGUAUCAGGACAACAGUGACAACUUUGACUGGAUGGAGCUUGAUGGGAUGGACCACACCAUCGGGAUCGGCAGAAGCCUUGUUGUGGACAUGUGGAGUCCUUCUCUGCGCGGUGUGUUCGGACGCUUAGUUUCAUUCACACAGUUACCAGGUCCUACAGAUUACUGCCUGUCCUUCUUCUACAAACUCUACGGGCCAAACACAGGUGCUCUGACUGUGAAGCUGUUAGAUAACAGCGGUUCUGAGAGCGUCCUCUGGACCCGCAGUGGAGCUCAUGGCAACAUGUGGCACGAAGCGCAGUGCCCGGUACCACACCAGCUCACAAAGUUUCAGCUUAUGUUUGAAGCGGUCCGCUCUGGUUUUGACGGACGCGUGGCUAUUGACGAUGUGGCGUUCAUGAGCCAUCCGUGCACCGUGCCAAGGAUGUGUUCCUUUGAAGGCCAGCGGUGUGGGUACAGCAGCUCUGGUAAAGUUCACUGGCUCCACCGCAGUGGACACACAGCCACAACCACUGGACCCAAAACCGACCACACUCUGGAGACUGAACUGGGUUUCUACAUGAUGGCUAACACCGGAGCGAACAUCCUUCCUUCUGGUGGUACGGCAGUCCUCACCUCCCCUGUUCGCCAAGGGACCGCCAAGACUGAGUGCGUCCAUUUCUGGUAUCACAUGGGAGGAGUGAAUCCUGGUUCUCUGACAUUGUAUAUGAAGCCAGUGAAGGGAGAAAGGGUGAAGAUUUUCUCCGACAGUCUGAACCAAGGAGAUGUCUGGCGCCAUGGCAACGGCAACAUCUCAAGUGCCCUCGUGGACUGGCAGUUGGAGUUUGAAGUGGUUGGAGCCGGAGGCAAAAACACUCACAUUGCAGUUGAUGACAUCUUCCUUUCAGCUCACCCAUGUGAAGAUCAAGGUUCUAGGUGCAAUCUGGAGAGAGGGAUGUGUAGCUGGAGCAACACUCAAAAUGUAACAGUGGACAAACUGGACUGGGAACUGACAAGUCAGGAGGCAGAGAAGCACUACUCCACCCCACCUGAAGAUCACACCCUAGGCACGGAAAGAGGUCACUUCCUGUUCUUUCCAAGCAGCAACCGGACGGCAGCCAAUCAAAACGCUAAAUUGCUGAGCCCUCACCUGCCCCCGACCAAAGGCACCUGCCUGAAAUUCUGGGCCUACAAGCCGUACUCAUCGGACAGCGAGUUGAGGGUGUGGAGGCUGUCUGAAGGUCGUCUCAAUCAACUGCUGGUGGUGAGUGAACUGGGAGGGCCGUGGAAACGCUUUGAUGUCAACAUCACAUCGACUGAGGACUACCAGAUUGUGUUUGAAGGACUCAAAGGCACAUCAGGUGUUGUAGCUCUGGAUGACAUUGAGUACACCGUCGGAGUCAACUGUGCUAACAAAGUCACAGAUGUGCUGACAACCUCACCAAUGCGAGACAACGCAGGAGGGAUUGCGGCGUCCGUCAUCGUGGUCCUGCUGCUGAUCGGCACAUUAAUUGCCCUGCUGAUUUACUACCUGCGAACCCGAAGAGUCAAGCCUGUGGUCGGUCAAUCACCAAGCUCAUCUGUCUCAGCCAGUGUCGGUUUCCAUAAUGAAACAUAUGAACCAGAACGUGCAGUGAGUUAAUAUGCCAUCCAAACAUUUGAAAACACAUUUAAAAAUCCAGUUACAAUUGUGCCACGAGUAUAAAAGGAUCGUACUCACCAGGUUAACUACUGAGAUCCGUCGUCAGUUUUAUUUAUGCCAAACACAGCUAAUUAUAUCUCAAGGGGAUUUACAUCCUGUGUCCUGUAAAUCACCCUCCGUCUUAGACCCUCAGUUCAGAUAAGGAAAAACUCCCUUUAGUGCCUUAAAAGGUUCAGUGUGUUAGUUAUAGUGACAUCUAGUGGUGAGAGUUGUGAAUUGAAGUGAGUUGUAUAGCUAUGGUGCCUGAGACAGGAGAGAGAGUUGCCAGUCAAGAAAUUAGGUUU
This is a messenger RNA of Micropterus salmoides (largemouth bass), 4801 nucleotides long. RefSeq names its product MAM domain containing 4 (gene mamdc4). NCBI's taxonomy places the organism in Eukaryota, Metazoa, Chordata, Actinopteri, Centrarchiformes, Centrarchidae. Gene Ontology annotation, molecular function: protein binding. The transcript is spliced from 27 exons. The record is from RefSeq and is a predicted model, not a curated record. Gene Ontology annotation, cellular component: membrane. The coding region runs from base 906 to 4457 and encodes 1183 amino acids.